Molecule: messenger RNA, 399 nt
Organism: Cladocopium goreaui
Lineage: Eukaryota; Dinophyceae; Suessiales; Symbiodiniaceae
Source: the annotation of a GenBank genome assembly
AUGUCACUUCAUAGCUUUCUGGGCUUUCUGCUCCUGCUGGCCGCAGCUUGCAGUGCGGCGGAGUUGCCUUCUGAAGGCGGUGUUGUAGGGGUUGAGGAGCAGAAGGUCAUUUUCAAAGAUGGGAUGGGCGGAAUUCCUGGAGAAGAAGAGGAACACUUCACGCGAGAAGAUAUCAGCUGCAGCUUCAUGUUGAUGGGCAUGUUCUUCUUCACCAUGGUGAUCUUCUACUUGGUGAACUACCCAGAUGACGACAUCAAGCGAUACUCUUGGUCCAUCAUCAACACCACCAUCUCCAUCUUUUGCGUCCGCACCCCAGCGGCUCUACGUUGGACGUGGUACGAGCGAAACCCUGAUUUGUUUUGGCUCAGAGAAACAAAGCGCAAGGUCGCAAGGCCUUAA